Molecule: messenger RNA, 1026 nt
Organism: Oreochromis aureus
Lineage: Eukaryota; Metazoa; Chordata; Actinopteri; Cichliformes; Cichlidae
Gene: hoxa1a
Product: homeobox A1a
Exons: 2
Coding region: 49-1026 (325 amino acids)
Biological process (GO): regulation of transcription by RNA polymerase II
Cellular component (GO): nucleus
Molecular function (GO): RNA polymerase II cis-regulatory region sequence-specific DNA binding; DNA-binding transcription factor activity, RNA polymerase II-specific
Source: RefSeq, a predicted model, not a curated record
UGUCUGUGCAGAGGACGGUCCCUCGCUCCGGUUAGAAAAAAUGCUACAAUGAGCAGUUUCUUAGACUACACGGUGAUGAGCGGGGAAGGUGGCUCAUGCACUGUCAGGGCUUUUCACUCGGACCACGGGAUUACAACUUUCCAGUCGUGCGGGGCCACUGUUAACAACUGCGGGGUGGAUGACCAUUUCAUGGUGAGCAGAGCUUCUCCUGACUGCGUCUCUCACCAGCCGGGGUCGUACCAGUCUAAUGCCAGCUCUCUAAAUCUCCCCUAUGGGGCCCACCCGGCCUGCAGCUCUAACUAUGGACCCCAAAGUUUCUGCGCUACAUAUAACCACCAUGCCCUGGCCCAGGAAGUAGACACCACAGCUGCGUUCCCUCAGUGCGGCCCACUGAUGUACUCUGGUAACAUUUCCUCCUCCAUGGUUUCUCAGCAUCGCCAUGGUUACAGUGCCGCCCCCCUGGGUCAGCUGCAGUAUAGCCACACUGCCUACAGCGGCGGGCACGAGCAAGCGCCCCCUUAUCCAGGGUGUUCAAACCCGCUGUCACCUCUGCAUGCAGCUCAUCUGGAGGCUUGCUGUUCACCUCUGUCUGAGGGCGCAUCGUCAGCACAGACUUUUGACUGGAUGAAAGUUAAGAGGAAUCCACCAAAAACAGGGAGGUCUGGUGAGUAUGGUUAUGCUGGUCAGCCGAACACGGUCCGGACCAACUUCACAACCAAACAGCUGACGGAACUAGAGAAGGAAUUCCACUUCAACAAGUACCUGACCCGGGCGCGCCGUGUAGAGAUUGCAGCCGCGCUGCAACUGAAUGAGACUCAGGUGAAAAUUUGGUUCCAGAACCGGAGGAUGAAGCAGAAAAAGCGAGAAAAAGAAGGGCUGCUGCCAGCCAAACUUACAUCCUCGGACAGCAGUCAGGAGAAAAUGGACGAUGCAGCAUCCGAGAAAUCUAUCUCAGCCCCAUCUACUCCUUCUCCCACAUCCUCCACUGUGUCUUCCACGGGGGCUGAUCCUUUCGCCUCCAACUGA